UAGAUGCCACUGCGGCGGCUGCCUUGCCGCCCCGCGCGCGCGACGGGCGACUUUUUAGACGCGCUCUCCACCCUCGCCGCCCACCACCCGUUCGGCGAAACUCCCCACCCGCUGGCCGCGAGCGCCACGCCUCUCGCCGCCCUACACGCGCGACUCCUCGCCGGCCUUCCGGUCUUCCCCACCGCGUUCUCCGCGGCCGUCGCGUCCUCCUGCCGGGACUGCCUGCCCGCGCUCCACGGCCUUGCGGUCGCCUCGGGCUUCGACGCAUUCGCCACCGUCACCAACUCCCUCGCGGCCGGCUACGCCAAGGCCGGUUCAUUCCCCUCGGCCGCCAGGGUGUUCGCCACCGCGCGGGCCUGGGAUGUCAGCUCCUACAACACCAUGGUCUCCGCGAUACCCGACUCCGACGAGGCGCUCGCGUUCGCCGCGCGGAUGCUGCGGUCCGGCGCCGUGCGGCCUGACGCCGUCACGUUCACCGUCGCGCUCUCGCUCGCCGCCGGCCGGGGGGAAGCCGGCCUCGUGCGGCAGCUGCACGCGCUGGCGUCGCGCGCGGGGCUCGCCGCCGACGUGUUCGUCGGCAACGCGCUCGUCACGGCCUACUCCAGGGGAGGAUCCCUUAACGCGGCCCGGAAGGUGUUCGAGGAGAUGCCCGCGCGGGACCUCGUCUCCUGGAACGCGCUGGUUUGCGGACUCGCCCAAGAUGGCGACUGCCCGGCGGAGGUGAUCCGGGUGUUCCUUCGGAUGCUGAAGGACGGCGCCGUUCGGCCUGACCGGAUAUCCGUCUGCAGCGUGAUCCCGGCGUGUGGCGGCGAGGGAAGGCUUGAGCUUGGCAGGCAAAUCCACGGCUUUGCGGUGAAGCUGGGCAUCGAGGGGCACGUCUCCAUCGGCAAUGUGCUCGUCGCAAUGUACUACAAGUGUGGCACUCCCGGCUGCGCCCGGAAGCUGUUCGAGUUCAUGGACGAGCGCGACGUCAUCUCAUGGACUACUGUGAUCUCCAUGGAUGGCGAGGACGCCAUUGCAUUGUUGAACGGCAUGAGGCGAGACGUGGUGGCGCCGAACGAGGUCACCUUCGUGGCAUUGCUGUCGGCGCUGCCGGUAGACUGUCCGGUGAGGGAAGGGCAGAUGAUCCACGCGGCGUGCCUGAAGACCGGCCUGUCCGGCAAGGCGGUGGUGGCGAACAGCCUCAUUACCAUGUACUCGAAGCUUCAGCGCAUGGACGAUGCGAGGAUGGUCUUCAAUCUUACGCCUCAUCCGGAGAUCAUCGCUUGGAACGCUCUGAUCUCAGGUUACGCGCAGAAUGACAAGUGCGAGGACGCUCUUGAGGUCUUCUCGUCAAUGGUGAAGUGCAUGAAACCCAACGAGACCACGUUCGCAAGCGUCCUCAGCGCGGUGACCACGGUCGAGACGGUGUCCAUGGCUUACGGCCAGAUGUACCAUUGCCAGACUCUGAAGCUGGGGCUCGGCACCAGCGAAUACGUCUCUGGCGCUCUCAUCGACUUGUACGCGAAGCGGGGCAGCUUGGAGGAGUCCCGGAAGGCGUUCGGCGAGACUGUCCGCCGGAGCCUUAUUGCCUGGACAGCAAUCAUCUCGGCAAACACGAAGCACGGGAACUACGACUCCGUCGUGAACCUCUUCAACGACAUGGUACGCUCCGGCGUCGCUCCAGACGGCGUGGUUCUGCUCUCUGUCCUCACGGCCUGCCGAUACAGCGGGUUUGUCAGCUUGGGCCGGGAGAUAUUCGACUCCAUGACCGCCGAGCACGGCGCAGAGCUGUGGCCGGAGCACUACGCGUGCGUCGUCGACAUGUUAGGCCGCGCGGGCAGGCUGGAGGAGGCCGAGGAACUCAUGAUGCAGAUGCCGUCCGGACCGAGCGUCUCGGCCCUGCAGAGCCUGCUGGGUGCCUGCAGGAUCCACGGCAACACGGAGGUCGGCGAGAGGGUCGCCGGCGUCCUGACAGAGACGGAGCCCGCGGAGUCCGGGGCGUACGUGCUACUGUCCAACAUCUAUGCCGAGAAGGGCGACUGGGGAGGCGUGGCGAGGGUGAGGCGGCAGAUGCGGGAGAGGGGCGUCAAGAAAGAGGUCGGGUUCAGCUGGGUGGACGCCGGCAGCGUCGGCGACUCGCUGCACCUGCACAGGUUCUCGUCGGACGACACGACGCACCCGCUCACGGAGGAGAUAUUCAGAGUCGCUGAGGGGCUAGGCUGGGGGAUGAAAUUUUUCAAGAACUGUUUGCAAGAGGAGAUGGAAGAAGGCCUUACUUGAUAUCUGAAUCAGUUCUUUGGAAGUACCAGUGAAUUGAUUACAUUUUAUUUCAUAGUCUUAAGUUUGAGUUUUGAUCGGCAUAAUUAAAAAAAAUAUAU
This is a messenger RNA of Phragmites australis (common reed), 2360 nucleotides long. RefSeq names its product pentatricopeptide repeat-containing protein At4g32430, mitochondrial. Gene Ontology annotation, molecular function: RNA binding; protein binding. Lineage: Eukaryota; Viridiplantae; Streptophyta; Magnoliopsida; Poales; Poaceae. The transcript has a single exon. Gene Ontology annotation, biological process: RNA modification. The record is from RefSeq and is a predicted model, not a curated record. Bases 4 to 2262 code for a protein of 752 amino acids.